This is a messenger RNA of Rotaria sp. Silwood2, 1059 nucleotides long. Lineage: Eukaryota; Metazoa; Rotifera; Eurotatoria; Philodinida; Philodinidae. The record is from the annotation of a GenBank genome assembly.
AUGGAUUUAAUUGAGGUUGACGAUGUCUUCUCCAUUCUUCAAAUUGAAUCAGAUCAAACAACAUCAAUCAAAGAAGUUUUAGGUAUUCCGGGCAAAGACAAUCUGGGCAACUAUUCGUUUUUUAUCAUGCCCAGUAUUCGCUUAAAGCUCGAAAAAUUUAUACGUUCACUGCGUACUCUUCUUACAGCUACUGAUUCUACAUCUUCAUUAGCUGGCACGCCUUUAACGGUUUCAUUUGAACUUCUUCAACGAUUUCCAUUCUUGAUCGACCUUAUACAUUGUUUGGAAUCGAACUUAUUGACGGAUUUUUCAUUGGAUUUUAUUUCAAAUCUUCUAUCUAACAUCACAUGUUCUAAAAAUGCAUUUCGCUACCAACAAUCCGUGAAAGAUUUCGCUGCUUCCCUCUAUAUUCUUGGAGGACGUAACGUUUAUGAAUUUGUUCGAUUAAAUAUUCCUGGAUCUAUUCCUUGUUUAAAUAGUUUACGAUCGCUUCUCACAUCUUCUAAAAAAAAUUUCAUUGAAGGUGAUUUUCAAUAUGAACAUUUGAAAGAUUUUAUCAAUAUGUUUGACUGUAAGUACGCAUUCUGUGGAGAAGACAGUACUUCAGUCGUACCAAAAGUCUCUUACGAUUCACGUUCAAACUCGUUUGUUGGUUUUACGCUUCCACUUAACAAUGGAUUUCCUUGCGCUCGUUAUUUUUCUACUAAUUCAUUGAGUACACUUGAAAAGUGGUAUGAAGAAGUAGAUAAAUCAUUUCUCAUCAACAUACACGUUAUUCAAGCAGUAUGUUCUAUUGGUCAACCAUCACCAUCGCCAUUUCUCCUUGCUGCUUAUGGUACUAACAGCAAAUAUACGUCUCAAGAUAUUCUUGAGAGAUGGUCAAGCAUUUUUGAUUCAUGUAUGACUCAAAAUAUCCGAAUUUUAGGUUUUUCAGCAGACUGUGAUCCAAAACAAAUGAAAGCGAUGCGUGAUUCGAUGGGAUUCUUUUCAAAGUUUCAAACCGGUUUUGAAGAACAUCCUAAUCAUUUAGAAAUUUCUUUUUUUAAAGUGAGUGAAUAA